Messenger RNA from Molossus molossus (Pallas's mastiff bat), 594 nucleotides. It is a transcript of the gene RNASE11, whose product is annotated as ribonuclease A family member 11 (inactive). Gene Ontology annotation, molecular function: nucleic acid binding. NCBI's taxonomy places the organism in Eukaryota, Metazoa, Chordata, Mammalia, Chiroptera, Molossidae. The transcript has a single exon. Bases 1 to 594 code for a protein of 197 amino acids. The record is from RefSeq and is a predicted model, not a curated record.
AUGGAGACCCCUCUGCUGCUCCUCAGCCUGGGGUUGAUUCUUGUAGGAUCUUCAGGAAACGAAAUGGAGACAAUUAAAGAAGAAUUUUCCGAGGAAGAGCUGCAAUACAGCAUGGCAAAAAGUGACCGAGAAAAACAGGCCAUCGGAGUAUUAAUGCCCUUGACUCUGUUGUAUAAAAAUACCAGCCUUCACGCAUCCAAGGAUGUUAUGUCUUCGUUAUUGACAUUCAGAAGAUUACAUUAUAGCUUCCCUAAGGGAAAAAGUUCAGGUGAUGACAAAGAGUGUUACAAUGACAUGGUGAUCUGGAGAAAAGUUUUAGAAGCUAAUGGGUCAUGUAAGGUGAGCAAUAACUUUAUUCUUGGCUCCAUGGAAGUGAUCCGCGGGGUCCCCAAAGCCCCCAGCUGCAAGCGUGGACGAAAUCUUGGCAUAAGCUGCUCUGAGAGCCCAGAACUGAAGCCUGCUAUGGGCCAGCUCACUAUGGCCAAACAAUUCCCCAGGUGCCAAUACCACAGUGUUACCUCAUUAAAUAAGAUGCUGGCUGUGCUAACAGGUCAUUCUCUGAUGAGCUGGUUAGUUAGUGGCUCUAAAUUGUAA